Molecule: messenger RNA, 4579 nt
Organism: Callithrix jacchus (white-tufted-ear marmoset)
Lineage: Eukaryota; Metazoa; Chordata; Mammalia; Primates; Cebidae
Product: serine/threonine-protein kinase MARK2-like
Biological process (GO): protein phosphorylation; intracellular signal transduction
Cellular component (GO): cytoplasm
Molecular function (GO): ATP binding; protein serine/threonine kinase activity
Source: RefSeq, a predicted model, not a curated record
AAAAAGAACAGGCCCAGAAGCCCCAGGGCCUGGCCUUGCUCCCAGCCACAAGCCCUGAUAAGCCCCUGGUGCUCCUGAGCCCCAUGGAAUGGCCAAGGCCUAUUUGAGGCCUCCCAUCAGGCCCCCAAGGUGGAGUCAGUUACUGACUCCUGCACUCCAGACCCAGGAGUGCAUUGGCAGCAGUCCCACUUAGGUGCCUCCCCACCCUACCAGGCCCCAGUGGUGGGUGACUCUCACACACACCCUGCCCUUCAAGACCUCACAGCAAAGGGCCGGCUUCAGAGCAUGUGGCAGACACCACUCCAGGCAGGGACAGGAAGGCCACUCUCGGCCAGGCUAGGCAGUGUGGGUGGGUCCCCUGGAAGAGUGGCCAAGCCUGGCUCGCAAGAGAACAAGGACAGCCUUCAUGCCCUAGGGCGGCACAUGACCCACAGAGCUCUGCUUCCUGCCUCGUGUCACACAAGGGAGCCACCCAGAUCCGAGGUCCCCAGGGAGUCGCGUGUUUGAGCACCUCCUCGGGUCCACAGUUGUGCCAGGCGCUCAGGGUGCAGCAGCUGCCCUCAGGGAGAAGCGACUCCAAUGCACAUAUGGAAGAGCAGGAGCAGGCCAAGUGCGGUGGCUCUCACCUGGAAUCCCAGCACUUUGGGAAGCCAAGGUGGGAGGAUCACUUGAGCCCAGGGGUUCAUGACCAGCCUGGCCAACAUGGCAAAACACAUCUCCACUAAAAAUACAAAAAAUGAGCUGGGUGUGGUGGUGCACGCCUGUAAUCCCAGAUACUCAGGAAGCUGAGGCAGGAGAAUCACUUGAACCAAGGCGGCAGAGGUUGCAGUGAGCUGAGAUCAUGCCAUUGUACUCUGGCCUGGGUGACAGAGUGAGACUCUGUCUCGGGAAAAUAAAAAAAAAAAAAGGAAAAAAAGUGCAGAAUCCUGGGGAGAACAUGUCAGGGUGUUCAGGCUCCAGGCAGAAGGAUAUGACACCCCCCCAUUGCUGACCAAGGGAUUCCUAGUGCCAGUGAGGGCUGAGCCAACAGGGACAGGCACAGGUGUGCCCCUUCAGGGGCCAUCUCCCUCCAGACCAGCCUCCUGAGUGCUGCCCUCAUGGGCCUCAGUCUCUUCCAAAUCUUGCUCCCCAGGAGGCAAUAAAAACACCUCAUCCUGGCAUUUAGGAACCCUGGGAAUCCAGCCCCACUUUCUCCUUCCAGCCUGUGCCUGCUGCCUCCACCUAAAUGUAGAAGGACCUACAUUUCCUGGUGGCCAUGCCCUCUGUGGGGUGGCUGUCAUCCAUGCAGAGCUAUUCCUGGGGAGCCCUUCCCUUCCACCCUCCAGUGCACCUACGGGGCCCCUACUAUUAAUAGCAGCACCUCCGCCUGGGGCAGAGUCAGGGUGUGAGGCCUGUGGCCCAGCGAGGGGCUCAGAACUAUUCCACAGCCCCAGCACUGGAAUACAGGCUCAGCCUCUGUCCUGGGACUUGAGUGCUCCCAACCUGGCCCCUGUUACUCAUUCAGACUAGUGCAUCCCUCCAGAGAGCCACCCUCAGUCAUCCUGGGCCUUUGCAGAGGCUACCCUCCUGCCCUUGUCUCUACUCACUUAGGUGACCCCUCCUCACACCGCAUGGCUCAGCACACUGGGCCUCUAGAAAGCCCCACUUCUUCCCUCACCAGCGCUGACCUGAGGCCCAGGCCACUCUUCUCUGGCCCCCACUUCACCUGGUGCUUCUCAUGCUGAAGGAGCUUCAUGGCUGGGGGGCCUUCCUGAAGAGGCUAUGGGCUCAUGGAGGGUAGGGUAUGUCUGUUUCCUCUGUGUCCAUUACAUAAUCUCAACCACAUGAGGAAGGAAAAACCCUACAAGGAAAGGAAAAUAUUCUCUCCCUUCUCAAUGGUUUAGAUCAACCAUUGAGAGAUGAAAGAAAAGGAAUUGAAUAUGUUGCAUGUAGACAUUAGGAGAUCUUCAAAAUCCAAAAGCUAUUUCAGAUUUUGAAAUUACAAAUGAUUGAAAACCACCAUGGCACGUUAAACCUAUGCAACAAACCUGCACAAUCUACACAUGUACCCCAGAACUUAAGAGUGCAAUAAAUAUAGAAAAAGAAACUACAAAUGAAAAUGCUGUUGAAGUGUUGUACCAGUUUAAAUAGCGAGGAAACGAAAUAUCAAUCUCUAUAAUCCAUCUAGACAAAAGCACUUACUUUUUAAAAGAGGAAGAUGUUUUGGGGACCAGAAGAGAGAAAACCUCUGUGAAAGAUCCCCAGCCAUGAUUGGCCCCUGCUUUGCUCUGAGCUCAUGAAAAGCCUUUGUGAUGUCAUAACAGACAGGCCUAUAUAAGGCCCUGGCUGGGUCAUGGUUUUUGGCCUGAUAAAUCCCUGGAAGCUUUUUUGGUGACCUGUGGACUCAGACCAGCUUAGCGAUUAGGAGUUGUUUGGGGGGGUGGGGGAGUUUUUGUGGGAGGGGCGUUGGGGGGAGUUUUUGUGGGAGGGGCGUUGGUGUUUUUUUUAGUUAUCAGUGUUAGCAUAGUUAAUAUAGUUAGUAUUGCUUAGUAUUUUAGUGUACUUUGGGGUAGUCAAUAGUGUUGUUUAAGAUUUUAUCAUAGUAGAGUUAGAGUAGUUACUUGUGUAUAGUUAGUGUAUAAAGGCACCAUGAAGCAGGGAUUGGCCUCCACCUCACCUGCCCUGCGGCCACCGCAUUAUCAAAUAUUGAAUUUCAUAGGCCGUGGUGCCUUUGGUGAGGUCACGCUGGCCCGCCACUUAAUGACUGGCACGCAGGUGGCGGUGAAAACAAUCAACAGAACUGGCUUCCUCUCUAGCCACAGAGAGAUGACUGUUUUACAGUCGGUGAGCCACCGAAACAUCAUUAAACUUUAUCAAAUUAUUAACAGCAGAGAGGCGUGCCAGUUAGUCCUAGAAUAUGCCGCAGGAGGAAGCCUAUCCAACUGGAUUGAACACCACGUAGUGGAGGAGGAGGAGGCCCGAGGCAUGUUCCAACAAAUGCUGUCCGCCGUGAGGUACCUCCACCGCCGAAGCAUCGCUCACCGAGACUUGAAACCAGACAACAUGCUGUUAGAUGUUAAGGGAAACAUCAAAAUUGCUGAUUUUGGAUUGGCCACAAGUUACUAUGAGGGGCAGAGGCUGACAAUAGCUCAUGGGACCCUGGCCUACAUGGCCCCAGAACUCUUCGGGGCCCAGGGCUAUGAAUGCCCCGCCAUGGACAUAUGGAGCCUAGGCGUCACGCUGUUCCAGAUGGUGUCCAACAACCUGCCCUUCUCCGCAGUGAGUCGUACGCAACUGAAACGCCUAAUUCUAUCUGGCCAGUAUGUUAGCCCGCAGUAUUUUUCUGAAGGCCUUAAAAGACUAAUUAAAAACCUUUUAACGCCUGAUCCCAAUGAGCGGCCGACAGCAGACAAAGUCAUGGGGGACCCGUGGGUGAACGACGGCCAGGACUUGCCUCCAGUGACAUACGAAGAGCCAAUUGAAGACCACCCGAACUGUGAGACCAUAAGCCUCUUGGUGGCCAUGGGAUUGAAGCCAGAAAACAUCUCAAAGGCAAUUGAAGACCACGUCUUUAAUUAUCCCAUGGCCACCUACCGUAUUUUAGAUGGAGAAAAAAAGCCGUCCAUUACCACUCCACAGUCUCUUGCUCCUGGGGACCCUACAUGUUUAGUCACUGAGAUUUCCAGUUCACCUGCCAGCCUUCACAGGAAGUCAGACCCCCAGCAUGCCCCCACGGCCUCCCUGACCAUCGAGCGCAAUUGUGGAGAUUUAGAAAACUUGGCACGGCAAGCCCUCCAGUGUGACCGUGUGGCCUCCUCCAUUGUAAGCGCCAUAGGCGGUGGUGGUGCUUUACAAACCUUGGCAGAGCAAGCCCCCCAGCGUGACCUCGUGUCUGCAGCCUCCACCAAGUGCUCCACCGGCAGUGAAAAUUUAGAAACUUUGGCUCAACCAGCCCUCCCGCAUAACCUCACGGCCGCCUCCACCCAGAUCACCACCCAGAGCACCGUGGCUCAACAACCAGGACACGAAGGCAGCGUCCUCCAAGCUGGGCAGCCCGAGGCUGUGUUGGCCCGGCCAAGAAGAGGCUGGAGCUGCCGCAGGGCUGCCCGAAGGUGCAUUGCCAUAAUAAGGAGAUGGUGCUGCUGCCUGUGCCCAUCCGAGAGGCAGAGGAAGAGGGUCCACCCAAGUGAAAAAAUUGGAGAGGACGAAGGCCCUGAGGUCCAAGAACAUUGAAACCUGAGAUGCCCAGGAGCAACGUUGGAGCCUGCAGCACUUUAUAUAAAAAAAUAUAAAAAUAAGGCCGGGCGCGGUGGCUCAAGCCUGUAAUCCCAGCACUUUGGGAGGCCGAGGCGGGUGGAUCACGAGGUCGAGAGAUCGAGACCAACCUGGUCAACAUGGUGAAACCCUGUCUCUACUAAAAUACAAAAAAGUAGCUGGGCAUGGUGGCGCGUGCCUGUAAUCCUGGCUACUCAGGAGGCUGAGGCAGGAGAAUUGCCUGAACCCAGGAGGCGGAGGUUGCGGUGAGCCGACCUCCAGCCUGGGUAACAAGAGUGAAACUCCGUCUCAAAAAAAAAAAAAAAAAUACAUAUAUAUAUAUAUA